CACCACCACUGCAAUUCAACAUGGCAACAGAGAAGCUCAAGACAUUGCAACCUCUAAGGUCAGAUGAACAAGAUGCAGUCAUUUCUGCACGAUUGGCCGUUCCUGAUAGACCAUUGAGAGGAUUGAUGGCAAGAUUACAAGCGAUCGCAAAGAGUGAUGGAGCUGAAGAUGCUGCCAGUGCGAUUGCAUCCUUUACAUUAGAAUUAGAGGCAUACGUGCUAAAUCUAUCACGAAUCGAAGCUGUUGCUCAACAGACAACUGUUGAAGAAGUACGAAAGUAUGAUGAACAAAUACAGGCAAUCAAUGCAGAAAACCAAGCAACGAUCGAAUCAAUCGAAUCAUUAAAGAAAGAAUUGGUGGAUGUACAACAAGAUCGUAAGAAUAAGUUGGAGUAUGAUUCUAUAGCAAGUGAAAUUAUGAAAUACGGAACAAGAGAAGAAUUACAAAAUAGCUUGGCUAGCUUACAAGAACAGAUAGACACUUUGCAUUCCGAAUCCACCAAAUACACGGAAAUCAUGUCAACAUCAGAAUCACGAUUUGAAGGUAUUGCUUCUCAAUUAGAGGCUUUACGUGCUGAAGUUGGACACGAAGUAGGAGAACGCGAAAGAAGGGCUGUCGAACGUGGUGGGGAAGGUGAAGAUGAUGAAGAGACCAGUGCGAAUACCAAACACGGAGAAACGAAUGAUGGCGGUAUCGCAUUAGAUGAAGAGGAAGGUGCAACAUCAGGUAGGAAAACUUCCCUCAACCCUUCUGCACCCGCUUUCAAACCUACAGGCAAUGCCAGCAGAUCUUCUACCCCGGGUCUAUCAGGAAAGAGGGCGAACAUGACUGGCGAGAAACGAACACGUUCUUCGGCUCGGAGAGGUGGUGAGGAAGAGCAAAGCGGACGCAGCACAAAGAAAGUCCAUCUUGAAGAAGGUGAAAUGAGCGAUGCAGAGGAUGAAGAAGAGGAAGGGGCCGCAUAAUUUCCCAUCAAGCAACACAUUUGUACUUUUACACAAUACCCUUGCAAUUGCAAUCUGAAGAUGUAUAUUAUACACGAUUUGUCUAUUAGUACACGAUGCAAAAUAGUGAUUGAGGUUUUCAAGCAGCGAAAGAUACCCUCUUCUUUGGUGCUUUGAGGAUUU
Meira miltonrushii is the source of this 1127-nucleotide messenger RNA. RefSeq lists its product as uncharacterized. Gene Ontology annotation, cellular component: THO complex part of transcription export complex. NCBI's taxonomy places the organism in Eukaryota, Fungi, Basidiomycota, Exobasidiomycetes, Exobasidiales, Brachybasidiaceae. The coding region runs from base 21 to 965 and encodes 314 amino acids. The record is from RefSeq and is a predicted model, not a curated record. The transcript has a single exon. Gene Ontology annotation, biological process: mRNA processing.